Molecule: messenger RNA, 816 nt
Organism: Staurois parvus
Lineage: Eukaryota; Metazoa; Chordata; Amphibia; Anura; Ranidae
Source: the annotation of a GenBank genome assembly
CAUUCCCCUGUGUGGGUGGUGCGGCUGCAGGUAUCUGUGGGGGUCCCGCAUUCCUCUGUGUGGGUGGUGCGGCUGCAGGUAUUUGUGGGGGUCCUGCAUUCCUCUGUGUGGGUGGUGCGGCUGCAGGUAUUUGUGGGGGCCCCACAUUCUCUGUGUGGGUGGUGCGGCUGCAGGUAUUGGUGGGGUCCCGCAUUCCCCUGUGUGGGUGGUGCGGCUGCAGGUAUUUGUGGGGGUCCCGCAUUCCUCUGUGUGGGUGGUGCGGCUGCAGGUAUCUGUGGGGGUCCCGCAUUCCUCUGUGUGGGUGGUGUGGCUGCAGGUAUCUGUGGGGGGUCCCGCAUUCCUCUGUGUGGGUGGUGUGGCUGCAGGUAUCUGUGGGGGUCCCGCAUUCCUCUGUGUGGGUGGUGCGGCUGCAGGUAUCUGUGGGGUCCCCAUUCCUCUGUGUGGGUGGUGCGGCUGCAGGUAUCUGUGGGGGUCCCGCAUUCCUCUGUGUGGGUGGUGCGGCUGCAGGUAUCUGUGGGGGUCCCCAUUCCUCUGUGUGGGUGGUGCGGCUGCAGGUAUUUGUGUGGGGGGUCCCCCAUUACUCUGUGUGGGUGGUGCGGCUGCAGGUAUUGGUGGGGGUCCCGCAUUCCUCUGUGUGGGUGGUGCGGCUGCAGGUAUUGGUGGGGGUCCCGCAUUCCUCUGUGUGGGUGGUACAGCUGCAGGUAUCUGUGGGGGUCCCCCAUUCCUCUGUGUGGGUGGUGCGGCUGCAGGUAUCUGUGGGGGGUCCCCAUUCCUCUGUGUGGGUGGUGCGGCUGCAGGUAUUGGUGGGGGUCCCGC